Molecule: messenger RNA, 1250 nt
Organism: Sorghum bicolor (sorghum)
Lineage: Eukaryota; Viridiplantae; Streptophyta; Magnoliopsida; Poales; Poaceae
Product: protein YLS3
Exons: 3
Coding region: 403-1035 (210 amino acids)
Source: RefSeq, a predicted model, not a curated record
GAGGCAAAAUAAGCAGCGAAUCAGCACUCAACGUAACGGCCGCCGUCGAUCCACGCACGUCACCACCGCUACAUCACUUGCGUCACGCCGCACCCGGCCGACCGGUGCUCCCACGGCACCCGUCCCGCCGGAGCCCAUAGGCGACAGCCACACGUCCGCGUCCGGCCGGUCCGCCCGCAACCAACUCCCGGCCGGGUCCCGCGCACCGGCACCGCCGCGCGCUCACACCCUCUAUAUUCCGCACCCCGCCCGCCUCUCGCCAUAGCCAUAUCGAUCCCUCCCGGCACAGCCGCAGCCCAAGCAAGUUCCCAACGCCCCAACCCAGCCCUUUGCAACUCCGAUCCGUUCCGGUCCUCGAUCUCUGCCAGCAGCUCCGGCGGCCGUCGGCGGCGGCGGGGCGCCAUGGAUUCGAGGAGGGUCGUCUUGGCUGUGUCCGCCAUGGCGGCGGCGCUGAUGGUGGUGCUGUCGGCGCCGGCGGGGGUGGGCGGCGACUUCGCGGCGGACCGUGCGGAGUGCUCGGACAAGCUGGUGGGGCUGGCGACGUGCCUGACUUACGUGCAGGAGGAUGCGACGGCGGCGGCGCCGACGCCCGACUGCUGCGCGGGGCUGGAGACGGUGCUGCAGAGCAGCCGCAAGUGCCUGUGCGUGCUGGUCAAGGACAGGGACGACCCAAACCUGGGGCUCAAGAUCAACGUCACCAAGGCGCUCCGCCUCCCCGCCGUCUGCAACGCCCCCGCCAACAUCUCCGACUGCCCAAGGCUGCUGAACCUGCCGCCGGGCUCCAAGGACGCGCAGGUGUUCGAGCAGUUCGCCAGGCAGGCGGCGGCGCAGGGCACCGCACCCAGUGGCGGCGGCAGCGCGGCGAAGGCGAGCGCGAGCCCGCAGAAGAGCGGAGCGGCCGCCGGUCACGCGCAGCGGUGGUUGGGAGUGGGGAGCAGCAGGGUCGGUGGUGGUCGUGGUGAUGGCGGCGCACGCGCGGUGGCGGUGGCGCUCGCACUCUUCGCCGCCGGCCCGCUCGCCUUCUUGCUUGGAUAGUUGGCGCCGGCCGGCUUUGUGGCGUGUGUCGUCGGGUGCGUGGGUGCGUGCGUGGUGCUGUACUUUUCACACUGGGAAACCGGAAACCAAAGAAGUUGUAUCAAGAGUUUGAAUUAAAAAAGAGAGUGUGUCGUUGUACAAUUUCCUUUUGUCGCGCGCCUUCCUCCAAUAGCUCUAGUAGUUACCGUCAUUUUAAUGAAUAUGAAUUGAGAGCC